This is a messenger RNA of Fopius arisanus, 7509 nucleotides long. RefSeq lists its product as uncharacterized. The transcript is spliced from 5 exons. Lineage: Eukaryota; Metazoa; Arthropoda; Insecta; Hymenoptera; Braconidae. The record is from RefSeq and is a predicted model, not a curated record. Bases 151 to 7236 code for a protein of 2361 amino acids.
GCCAAUGGCUUGCCCCUUCUACAACCAUGAACGUGUUUCCAUUAUGUGUGUGGGUUAUUCCCCGUGUACUCUCACGGUUAUGCCCAUAGACGAGGGGUUGCUCGGCAUCUUUCGUCGAGUGUCCGAGACAUUCGCUUCGCGACCGCGACCAUGAGAGCAUUCAACUCUGUUCGUAUUCUCAUUCCGAUAGUAUUUCUGAUUGUUCGCGUGUCAUCCAGAAGCAUCAGCGAUGAUGCGGGAGUGAUUGAUAAGAAAUUGGAGGAGCAGAAGGACCAGAUCAUUGCUGAUAUUGGGGGUAAGUUGGAUUCUGGUGGUAGCGAGGAAGGAAUCAGGAGAUUUGAUGCAGUCGUAGAAGAUUCAGAGAAGGACCAGCAGGACCAAGGCUCGAAUGAUGAAGAUAAGGUGGUGGAAGUUGAAUCCGAUGAUGUGGCUCACCAGAAGCGAUCCAUUGAAGGAAAGCUAGAUGCGGUCGAGGGACAGGCAAUCCUAGAUCCAAAACAUGAGGUUCAAGGAGAGAUCGGUAACAGUGAAACGAAGGAAAGCAGAGAACGGAACGAAGGGAUUCAAAUUCGCCAGAUUCCGGAGCUGAUUCCUGUCAAGAUCGAUCAUGCCGGUCCGUAUGAACCUCAUUUUGGGGGUACGGAAACGGCUAGGAAAUCGCUGGAUGUUGUGGAAGAUGAGAAAAUUGAUGAUGAUGAGGAAGAUGACAUUCGGAGUGAACGGAGUAGUGAGAAGAAGGAGGCGGAGAAAGAAAGUGAGUCUAUUGUCCAAAAAUGGAAGCUGCAGGCGUUGACGAUUCAGAAUCAAUUGAAGAACCGGACAUUUUUUAAAUAUCUGAAGGAACAAGUGAGCGAGGUUCUCCCUGAUAUUCCUAAAUUCACUGAGAAUCAAUUACUGGAGGCGUUGAAAACCAUCGCCUCGACGAAAUCUUUAGGCUCAGAAGAGUCUCACAUUAAGAACUUGAACACUUCGAUGUUGAAUGAUAAACAACUGGAGGUAAUCAAGUGCGCUGAAGGAUUGGUCGCAGAAAAACAGCGGCAGAGCUUCGCGGAGAAUUUUUUCGAAUGCAUGAGAGGCUUAAAUAUCCUCAAUUGCAUGAGAAUAUACAUCUGGCCGAUCAUUGCUGAGAAUGUACCUGAACGCAUAGUGCAGAAUUUUCCGGCAUUGCCUAUUGAGGUGUCUCUGAGUGAUUUUAUACCAAAUCGACAAGGAGACGAACCCAAGAACAUCCGUGGAGUCCAUCAGCAACGACUGCUCAUGCCUGAAACCGUUGUUGCUAAUAUACUGAAGGACGCCUUGGCUGUCGACCCUCACGAUGAAAAUAUACCAACCCAAAUUGACCCUGAGAAUUUCGCUAAAUUGUUAACUCCUGGACAGCUGGACAUACUCAAGAUGGCAGAGAAGUUCUUGCCAGAGUCCGUACGUCAGGAGUAUUCAAGUAAGAUGCACUCAUGUGUGAGGAGAUUUGAAUACUUCAGCUGUGUCAAAUACUUUACCUGGCCAAUGGUCAAGCAGUAUUACACAGCCUUGCCUGACUUCCCAGAUUAUCAGACCUGGUAUCCAUCAACCAUCAGCGUUUAUCCAGGUUAUCCAAUCAUUCCCUUUCCCGAUUUAUCUGACAAUAAUGGACAGCUGCCGGAGGUUAUCGAAGCUGAUGGCUUCAUUCACAGGACACCACGCCCGGAGACCAUUAUUUUUCAACUCCUGAGGAAUACUGUUGAGGAACAACCCCGGCAUCAAGCAGCUGCAGAAAUAUAUGCACUCCCCGAUACCAGCUCCAUUACACCAGAGCAACUUGCUUCACUUCAGAUGGCCCAGCAGCUAGUUCCAGUUGCUUAUCGUGAAGAAUUCGUUGACAAAACCGUAAAAUGCAUUCAAGAGCACAAUUAUUUAUUCUGCACCAAGUACUCAACGUGGCCGACGCUCAAGCAAUUCCAGCCUCGAUUACCAGCAUUUGCUGAUCUUGAAAGCGUCUUCGGAAAUUUAUUCAGCAAAAUUCCGAAUUUCGGUAGUUUUUUCAGUGGAGAUUCAAAUAAUAAGAAGAACUUGACCGGAUUCUUCUCACAAUUGCCGUGGGCUGGGUCUUGGACCGGCGGUAGUGGAUUGCAGGGGGGAUCAGGCUCGGGGGGAGGAUCCUCGCAAGGUACUGGAACUCCUUGGGGCACUGGUGGAGGCUCGACAGGUAGCGGCGGCUUCCCACAAUAUCCCGGUGGCUCCGGUGGAGGUCAAUUACCAGGAUUUCCAGGGAUUGGCGGUCACAUUCCAAAUUUCCCAGGUGGAGGGGCACAGAUACCAAGCUUACCAGGCAUUGGUGGUACUGGUGGUAAUAUUCCAGGUGUUGGGGGUUCAGGAGGUGGCAUUCCCAAUUUCCCAGGGAUUGGAUCAGGAUCUGGAGGAAGUAAUGUACCAAAUCAUUCUGGAGGUACCAUCACAUGGUCAGGUAUUCCGGGAAUUAAGCCUCCAGGAACAAUCUCAUGGGGAGGGAUUAAUGGCGGACAGGGAUCAGGUUCGCCUGGUGGCAGCAUUGGAUCUGGACAGACUGGAGGCGGAAAUUUAGGCCAUCCGUGGGGUCCAGGACAAGGAUCUGGCUCACCAGGUAUUGGCAGUUCUGGUGGAUCUUCGAAUGGCGGAUAUGUGCCAAGUGGUCCUUCUAUCGGCGGUCAACCAUGGGGUCCUGGGCAAGGGUCGGGCUCAGCAGGUAGCAGUGGGUCAAGUGGAUCUUCGAAUAUUGGAUCUGGACAGACUGGUGGGAGUGGAAUUUCAAUUCCUGCCAUCGGCAAUCAUCCGUGGGGUUCAGGACAAGGAUCGGGUACGCCAGGUAGCAGUGGUUCAAGUGGAUCCGGACAAGUUGACGGAGGUGGAAGUUCAAUUCCUUCCGUCGGUGGUCAACCGUGGGGUCCUGGACAAGGAUCGAGCUCGCCAGGUAGCAGCAGUCCAAGUGGGCCCUCCAAUAGUGGUUCUGGACAGACUGGAGGAGGUGGGAUCUCAAUUCCUUCUAUCGGCGGUCUUCCAUGGGGUGGGGGACAAGGAUCGGGCGGGUCUGGUGGUAGCGGUUCUACUGGACCGUCAAAUCCUUCUGUCGGCGGUCAACCAUGGGGUGGAGGACAAGGAUCGGGCACAUCAGGUAGUGGCAGCUCCAGUGGUCCUUCGAAUAGUGGAUCUGGACAAACUGGAGGGGGAUGGGGUGGAGGACAGGCAUCGGGCUCUUCAGGUGGUAGUGGUUCUAGUGGAUCUUCAAAUAGUGGAUAUGGGCCGAAUGCAGGAGGUGGGAGUUCAUCUGGCAGUAGCAGUUCCAGUGGUCCUUCAAAUAGUGGACAAAGUGGAGGUACCGGAAGCUCUAACCCUUCCAUCGGCGGCAUUCCAUGGACUGGAGGCCAAGGAUCGAGCUCGUCACCAGGACAAUCUGGACAAUCUGGCGGAAGCAUCACUCCAAUUCCUGGUGGUGGAACUGUUAGCUGGACUGGCGGCAAUGGCGGAUAUAUCCCAGCUGUUGUAGGAGGAAUAUCAUCAGCCCUUCCAGGUAUCACAUCACUCGGAGAGCAAGGAGGUGGGAGUAGUGCAUCAUCAGGCUCUUCCGGGAGUUCGAUUUCGUCUGGUGGAUCAUCGAGUCCCUCUGGGGAUGGCUCUUCAGGAUCUGGAAGUGGAAAUUUGGGAGGCACAAGUGGCAGCGGCGGUGGGAGUUAUCGCCCGAAAAUUCAUAAAGAAAUCCAGGCAGAUGAUGCCAUGUCUGAACAACUCUCAAAAGGUCCUGCUGAGACUCUCCAACAGAAAUCACUCGAAGCAAAGAUCAUUGACAUCCUAUACAACCUUCGUUACACGAUCCUGGAAAGUCCAGUGAUACCUAUUCCCAUGGUUGGCCCGAGGGCAGUAUUGAGACAACUCAACGAGGAUCAAAUAAUCAUCCUGUCCCUUGCAAAAAGUAUAAUUCCACCCCCUAUGCGAGCGGAUUUCGCUUCACAAACCGUGGGCUGUCUUCAAGGUGGAUCGAAUUUCUUAGGUUGCACAAAGAAUGUCAUCUGGCCAUUUCUGACAUUCUACGUACCAAAUAUACCAGCAUUCCCCGAUGAAAAACCUCAAGUAAUGGAAAAACACUCGCCGGAAUUGGACUUUAUCCCAGGCCGAGAAUAUUCUUUAGAACCUGUUUCAUACGCUCCAUUCAUCGGUCAACAUCACUUGGCUCAGCUCUUUAGACAGCCAUUCCCAAUCCUUGGAAGAUCACCCCUACGAUCAGAAAUUUCCGCAAAAGCCGAUGAUCAGCCAAUAAUUUCGGUUACUGAUCCAAAAUUUGUGCCAAUCUACACGGAUCAUCCGGAUACCGUAAUUCUGAAAAUUCUCUCUGCCAUGGCUGAUUCGGUGGAGAAAUCAAGCCCUGCAGAUUACCGCAGCAGAGUACCAGCAUUCAUGACCUUCUACUCCACAAUAAAUUCUUCACUGAAUGAAGAGCAAGAGCGGAUUCUAAAGACAACCGAGUAUUUGAUACCCGAAUCAAGUCGGCAAGUAUUUUUCAACGAAAUAUUAGUGUGCCUCAUUGACAAUUCCUUCCAAACCUGCGCGCGUGAUAAUAUUUGGCCAACCUUAACCAAGCACUACCCAAGAAUUCCAAGCUUCCCGAAUUUCCAAGAGAACUCGGUGCAGGAUAAUCAAUCCCCAUCGCCAGACUAUCGUCACAUAUCAGAAACCGACGUGAAGACUGGCCAACACGGGGAUACUGUGGUAACGAUAACAGACACACGAUUUGUUCCUAUCUUCGGUGAACACCCAGAAGAGAUUAUCCUGACAAUGCUGAAGGGCAUUCAGCCGUCUUCCCUGAAUCAGAUCAACACCACACCUUCGUCAAUCGCUAAAUCUCCACCAUAUGCGUCGAUAUUCACGAAAUCACAAGGAGAUAUCGUUGUCGUUGCAGAAAAUCUUCUACCUGAGUCAAUCCGCGAUAUUUUCGUCAUUCGUAUGAGUGAGUGCGUCAGGGAUACCAACUUUCUAGACUGUGCGCGAGAUAUAGCCUGGCCAACAAUCGGUCAAUUUUUCCCACGACUCGCGAGUUUUCCCAAUUUUGGAAGUCUGCCCAGUUUGACAGAUGGCAAACCCCAGCAACCGACACUUCUUCCACCAGUACUCGAUUCAGAAUUUCCUCGGAUCAAUCAACCAGAUCACAAUCAGCUACAGCAGCUGCCAGAGACCCUUGAAUCUAAACUAGAAAGCCUUCUAGCUAAGAUUUCAGGACUGCGAGGGAACAUCCAUUCCGGAGUAUCUUACCUGAACACUGAGGACCCGUUGACAGCAGCGCUGGUAACUGACAAGCAAGUGAAAAUCAUCAGAAUGACUGAGGGUUUGAUACCCGAGGACGCGCGUCCAAUGUUCAUCGUCAAGAUAAUGGGCUGCGUUCGAGGGAGUGGUUUUCCCAUAUGUUCGCAGGCAGUGGCCUGGCCUACUCUCCGACAAUUCCUCCCAAAUAUCCCUGAAUUUCCUGACAUAAGCAACUUCUUACCUGAAGUGCCCGAAAUACCGAAUUUUUCGACUCUACAAGAACAUCUUCCAGAGAUUCCCAACUUCUCUCAAUUUGGACAAGGCUUGGGACAGCUUAUCCCUCAAUUCCAGCAACCGACAAAGUCUACUGCCGAAUUUACAACUGGCCAGCACAGUGUUCUUCUUCCUGGAUACACUGCGUCAGUAGGGUCAGCCCCAGUGGUUCCACCCUUCCCGGGCCAGCCAACUGAUAUCCUCAUAGAUAUCUCUCAAGAUCGUGUAAUCUUUCCUGAUACCGAACGCGAGCCAUUGGACAGAAAACGAAGGGAAAUUAUCAAUCUACUCGAAGACGAACAAACAUCAAAGACCGAUGAUGCAUCGACAUUAAACAUCACUGAAGCAGACCUCUUGCAGCUGCUCUCUAACGCAACAACAAGCACUGAAGAAUCUCUAGAGCCAACCAGAGAGUCCCUCUUGGAGUACCUCAACUCAACCAUAAAAGCAUCUCUGACACCGCAGCAGCUAGCAAUUCUCAAACUGGUAGAGAAAUUAGGAAUUAAAAAUACAAGAGGUGUCAUGGGUCAAGUGAUUCGUUGCGUUACGGGUUUGAGUUUCAUCAGGUGUAUGGGAAUAUUCAUGUGGCCUCUUAUCACCUCUACCGUGCCAUCAUUGUUAGGUAUUCAAUUGCCAUUUGGCCGCUCCGCUCAGGACACCGAUGGCCUUUCAGACGUAUCCGUUGAAGACCUCGAGAAAGAGUUGUUUGUCCGAAAAGAGGAGAUGGAGCACACGUUACUCGAUUGGUACAAAUCCUUAACCGAAGAAAAAUUCGAAUCAACAUUGGGCCUCAUUAAAUUCGAAGGCUAUGGCAAUGGUGAGAUCGGAAUUAAAUUCUCAGAGGCAAGAACAGGACGAGCUAAAAUCAAAGACCAUAAAAAUCUUCCGAGUAUCUUGACUAUCAUCAGUGAUAUUAUGGAGGAUGUCUUGAACACUGGCAGGGGUAGUCACAAAUUGAGCAAAGACAAGCGAAAGGGGAAGAGUCGAUCGCUUCCGUUUGACAGCGACCCUGAAGAAUUAAAAAAUUCCGAGAACAUCGUCAAUUUGUUCCUCCAGAGGCUCAAGGCAAACAAAACCGAUGGAAUCUCUCACCUUGGGAAUCACAGAUUCAAUCCUAGCGAUGCCUAUCAAGCAUUCGAAUUGUUGUUCGGCCCGAGACUUAAAGCGCGGCUGGCCAACAAUCUUGAGCAACUCCAGGAAAACAAAAUCGAGUUGAAUUAUGAUAAUUAUCAUACUGAAGGACAACCAGCGGAGUCAACGUCCCCUCAACGGUUGAGAGUUAUUCCCUUGCAGCUACAGGAAGAGAAGAGCAAUCUUUUCGACGAAAUCCAACAUGAGCAAGACACCAUCGACGAUAAUAAAUUCUCAAACGAGGAAAUCACAAAGUCACCUGUUGUCAUUCAUCUUCCAAAACUCGAUGAUGAGAUAAUCAGUCGAAAAAUGAGCGACUCUCUCACAAGCCUUGCCCGUCACAUGAACAAGAACAAUAUGAUUCGAAUUAUUCCAGGAAUUGGUUUCGCCGUGACUUUCAUUUUGCAGAUGGCAUUGGCCCAUGCUAGAGCAGCUGCAUCAAUGGCAACAAUGCUGAGUAAUAUGGCUAUGGGAACUGCAAUGUUCAGUCUCGUACGUCAAGCAAUGUUUGGACAAACAACUCAUCCCAAGAUCAAAUACGUCUACGACACCGAUGUCCAUGGCCCGGGUAUUAGCUGGCCUGCCUAAAUCAAUUCAGUGCCUGAAGCUAUUAAUCUAGCACAAUUAAUUGAUAGAGAAUUAUUCAUAGUUUCACAUUAUCAUAACCGGGGUUGGAUUUCACGGAUUCUUAAGAGCCUAAUCGCUCUAUUCGUACGGGACUGGUGGUGGGUCAUUGACAUAUUUAAUAAUAUCGAUAAUUCCAGGAACACACAUAUCGUAGAUUCUUAGUCUCAUCAAUCGUUUAUAUUAAUGUAUCUUAAUCACACUCUCAUGAUUCCAAAAUAAAAUGAGUCUGUUGUA